CCCCCCCCCCCCCCCCCCCCCGGAAGAAAAGGAAGGGUGGCUGUGCGCGCUGGCCAGCUGCCUGCCUACCUGCCCAGCCAGCCGCGUCGCCACCGCCUCUCUUCCUCCACCGCCGUCGCCGCUUCGGUCGCCCUCUGCGGUCGCGAGGGCGGCAGGCUCCGCCGGGGGCCUCUGCCAUCUCUCAAAGGCCACCUACUCAUCAUGGAAUUUGAAUGCACUCUUUAACGAUUGCUGAUUGAGGAGAACGACUGCAGGAACCUGCUUUUAGGAGCCUAAAAUUUUUGAAUUCAAAAGGAAGAACAUUCAUCUGACACCAGCACCGUCUCAGCUUCUGGAAGACCUUAAUGUCCAAAGCUUUGGAAAAGAGUUCACCUGAUGGCACCACACCUACAAGUUCAGCUUCACCUCCAGAGUCAAAAAAGCAUGAGAAGACCGUGCCAAAUUAUCUCAGAGCUUCUAGAGGCUCAUGCCAUGAUUUUUGCAAGUAUGGACACAAAAAUCCUUCUGAAGAGGAGCCGAAUUUAUCAGGAGGAAGAAAGAAACUCCCUGCUCAUCUGAAAAUUUUGUCGUUGCACAGAUCAGCUAUCUUGGAUAGGUCCAAGGAUGUCAGAAACACGAGUCUUUCACGAACCAAGUCGAGUAUAUCUCUGGGUGAAGCUGUACGGGAUGCACCCAGAAUAGCAUCAGCAAACCGAAAAGGUGUUGCAUCCAAUGAACAUAUGGUUCCUCUGACAGCUACAGCAGCUGAAAAUAAAACUUUGAACUCUGAUGGAAGAAAGAAGUAUUCAACUCUGGUCCCAACAAAUUUGAGGUACUCAGAUGGACUUAAAAAAAAUGAUAAAAGGGGCACAAUGCCAGCCAAGGGGGCCAUAUUUCCUGCCAAGUCAAAGUUUCCAGAGAAGGCCUCACUUGAGAAAUCUAUUACUGUGGGCAAAGUCACAACAGUUAAUCAACCAAGGCAUAAGAAGCCAGGCUCAUAUCCCAGUAAACUUAACAUGAUUAAACAAGUGCCUGUUCCAUCUCAGUCUUCUAGUCAUUAUCUACUUUCAAAAGAUAAAAGUACUACGAAGGGAAAGGUUGCAUCUCCAGCAGCAACUAUUACUAGAGGGCGUGCAAAACCUGAACAGAGUGCUACCAGAUCAAGUGAUGCAAUUAUAAAAGGGAAGCAAGGCGUAAAUAUGUCUGGGUCAUCCUUAUCUGUGGAGCCCAAGCUAAUUGCUUCUGUUGAAAAACCAAAGGAUGAUAUGCAAAUUAGGAGCUAUUCUAUUGAGUCAACAGUAGCAGAACUGUCUCCAGAUGCCACAGAAAACGGAGUCAAUUCUCAACCAGCAUCAGAAGAAACAAGUAAAUCCAUUUCGGAUAAUGAUGGUGUAGGAAGCACUGAAAAAAGUGAAUCAAUAGCAGGCGAAGCCCACCUGGAAAGUGCCAUCACUCUUGAGCUGCAACAAUCAUUAGAUGGCCAGGAAUUCAAUGCUAUGCUAGGUGAAUCUGAUCUAGAACAUAAACUAGCAGAACAGAAUAUCAUUCAUAGUCAAGCUUCAAAGGAUGAAGAUAGGCAAGCUGAUGAUGUAGCUCUUUGCCAAUUAUCAGAACAUAUAAUAGUUGUCGAAAAUGCAGAUGUGUAUGACUCUGUAUUAAUUGAAAGUAAUUCAAAAAUUGAGGAUGAUCAAGUUGAAGUUAAUGCGCCUGUGGAGUCUCUAAUAUCUGAAGGUAAGGACAAAGUGGCAGUUAGCGAAGAUUUCGGAACAUCCCCAGAACUACUGGCGAUUGAUGAAAAACAUGCGGAGGAGCCUGAUUCUUGUCUUGACUUUGCUUCUGGAAAUGCACAAGAGAAUGCCAAGGCUGAUGAAGUUUUUGAUGCUAGGGUGAAUAACAAUACUUCUCACUGCCAAUCAAUUUCAGAAACAUCAUCAGAUGGUGAAGUUCUGGAGGAGCCUAAGUCUAUGCUAAUUGAACCAAGUGAUUCUGCUAUUGGUGAGUUAGCAAGCGUGAAUGAUGAAAAUACCUUUGAAGGGGAUGGACUGAAAUCAGAGGUUUUUAUUUCACAGUCACCAGAAGAACUAUCAAAUGAUGAAUUUUUUGAAGAAUAUGAUUUUGAAUCAAGUGAAUCAGAUGAAUCUGGUACAGAAGAUGAAGAGGCAACAAUCAACAUAGAUAGGGGUGAAUCAUUAAAAUCUGGUGACCCAAGACAAAGAAGAAUCUCCACUGUUGAACUGGAUGAUGCUAGUCUUACACCUUAUAAAAUGAAGUUUAAGAGGGGCAAAAUUGUAGAACUCCCACCAGAUAGCAGUGGCCCAAGGAGAUUGAAAUUUAGAAGAAAGUCUGCAAAUGAAGUCUCGAAUCGUGAAACCCAACAAACAAGAAGGAUUUACAAGAGGAAUAGCACAAGUAAUGUUGUUCCUACUAACCCAGAUAUGGAAUCUCCCGGUGUGAAACUGCGGCAUCAAGAUGCACAGGAGAAGAAAGAUGCACAAGGAUUGUUCAAUAAUGUAAUCGAAGAGACUGCAAGUAAGCUAGUGGAGUCUAGGAAAAGCAAGGUAAAGGCUUUAGUCGGUGCUUUUGAAACAGUCAUUUCUCUCCAGGAUGGCAAACCCACAUCAUCCGCACAACAAGCUGGUAGUUCCCAAGAUUUAUUUCCUAAUGAUGAGGAUAAUGCACCUGAGGAAGCUGAAUAGAAUAUGUAUGUCUUUCAAAGGUUGCCAUGUUUGCGUUUGACUUUCGUGCUCCUUUUCUUUUAUGGGCUCCAGAAUUGAGCCUGAUAGAGAGGAUUAUGUAUUAGUUUGUACAGCAGAUUUAUCCUGUAGAACAAGAGUUGCUAAAAAGGUUUACAGAUAGUAUAUAGUUAUUUGGUUCCAUGGAAUGAGUGUUUUAAGUUUACUUAAUUGUAAAUCAAUCAAACACUGUAAAAUCAAGUGUGCUUUUGUUUGGCUUGGA
Molecule: messenger RNA, 2934 nt
Organism: Panicum virgatum (switchgrass)
Lineage: Eukaryota; Viridiplantae; Streptophyta; Magnoliopsida; Poales; Poaceae
Exons: 3
Coding region: 345-2675 (776 amino acids)
Molecular function (GO): calmodulin binding
Source: RefSeq, a predicted model, not a curated record